This is a messenger RNA of Leptosia nina, 444 nucleotides long. NCBI's taxonomy places the organism in Eukaryota, Metazoa, Arthropoda, Insecta, Lepidoptera, Pieridae. The record is from the annotation of a GenBank genome assembly.
AUGCUAUUGAUGUUUACAAUCAUCGUCCUCAUGAUAUAUGGGAUAUCAGUGGGCUACCAUUAUGCACAGAAGGAGCUCUCAGCAUUUGCAAUGUCAUCUAGGUCAACGACGGAACAAAAUAUGUUAAGAGGAGGCGCCGAGCAGCCAAUUGUAAGAUUGGUGGCAGUAAACCGCACAGAAGUCGAACAUGCGCCCCAACCUAUACUGGAGGUACAAAGGUCGGCAAGAAAACGCGGCGGUGAAAAGGUCUAUUUAGAAAAAUCCGAGACUCCAGUAAUUGUUUUGGAAACUGAAAGCCCACCUAAAGAGCCAGAACUAUCGCCCCAAGAACGAGAAUUGGCUAGACGAAUUAUUGGUCGCUACCGUCGCACGCACAGCACGACAAACAUUCCAUUUUUCCGACCGUUAAACAGCACGGAGCCACCAUUAGCUUCUUCUUCAUAA